GGGUCGGUCGUCGAAACGGAUUCGAACUGGAAUCGGAAUAGCGGGUGACCGGAGAGCGGGCGCCUUUCUGUGUGCUUUUGAAAAAAGUUUGUUUGAAAAAAGAGUAAAGCAAACGGUGCCGCCAAGUGUGCGCGAGUGUGUGUGUGCCUCUGUGUUUUGUGUGUUUGCAAAUACAAAAGAAGCAGCCCCCAAGCAAAAACAACAACAAAGUGUCGGCUUUGGCGGUGGCAGCGCAGUAGCAGCAACGCAGCAGCGGAGCGGCAGCGACGUCCAGUGCAUUUUGGUGCAAACUAAUUGUUGUUGGAAGAGCGAAUGUGUUUCAAUGAUGUUACUGCCUUCGGGGCGUUCGAAUAGUGAUGUCUAUCCGCUACAAAAUUCCGCCAACACAACAGCAACAUCGGCCGGAGGAGCAGCAACUGGAGGGGGAUCAGGAGGAGGAACUGGGGUCGGAGGCGGAGCCGGAGGAGCAACAUCCAAGCCCAAGCCCUUGCUACUGACACGAACAUCAUCGCCGCAAUUGACAACACUGCCGACAACAAAUGGCUCCGUUGUCCAUGCCACGCCCACCCGUUCCAACGGAUUUCCACAGCCCCAAUCCUCCGGAAUCGCAGCAACAACGGGCACAUCAAUAGCAACAGCCACACCAGCCACAUCUGCAACAUCCACCGGAACGGAGGCGCCGCUCACAACAACAGAGCUAGGAAUUGGGACUGUCACUGGCAAUGGCACCGGGAUCUAUGGGCCACUUCUGGGUCAAAGUCAUGGGGGUGUCAUUGCUGGCGUGGCCGGAAAUUGGCCAGAAAUUGAUGGACACUUGGAGGCCAUUCAGGAGAAGCUCAAGCCCGGCUGGAGCGUUCAUGUGGGCAAGGAGGGCAGGCUCUACUAUUGCAAUCACAUGACGCAAUCCGCUGGUUGGCUGCCUGCCUGCGAGGAUUGGAGCAAACACGAGGAGCUCUCUUAUGGCUGGGAGCGUGCCAUAGACUCCAAGGGUCGUUCCUAUUAUAUCAACCACCUCAACAAAACGACCACCUACGAGGCCCCCGAAUGCAUACGCUGGGAUGAGCAUCCACCAGAACCACGGCAGGUCCAACUCCAACGUAAUGCCAGCCUAGGAUUUGGAUUCGUGGCCGGCAGUGAAAGGCCCGUAAUCGUGAGAUUUGUGACGGAGGGUGGUCCCAGUAUCGGAAAACUGCAGCCGGGCGAUCAGAUCCUGGCGGUGAACGGGGAGGAUGUGAAGGAUGCGCCGCGGGAUCAUGUCAUUCAGCUGGUGCGAGCUUGUGAGUCGCAGGUGAAUCUCUUCGUCUGCCAGCCGAUGGCGCACUGCGUCCUUCCGGGCAGGAAGUCCACACUCCUCUCCGCGGGAAAACGAGCCAAGCUGAGAUCGCGUCCUAGUCGAGUAAGGUUCGCCGAGAGUGUGUGCGUCAAUGGAGCACCACUGUUUCCGCCCUCGGCGUUUUCCCUGGGAGACAUCUGCGUGCCCCCGAUGGCCAAUGUGCUGAAGGUGUUCCUCGAGAACGGGCAGACCAAGUCCUUCAAGUACGACGCCACCACCACGGUGCAGGAUGUGGUCAGCUCGCUGCUGGACAAGCUCUGCCUCUGCUGCGGAGAGCUCUUCAGCCUGGUGCUGGAGCACGUGAAGAGCCUCAAGCGGAACAAGCUCACCCUCCUCGAUCCGCAGGAGUCGCUGGCCAGGAUUGCUGCUCGUCCGGGGGCGCACAAGCUGAGGUGUCUCUUCCGCAUCACCUUCGUGCCCAUUUCGGCGGCGGAACUGGCUCAGCGGGAUCUUCACGCCCUGGACUACCUGUACUUGCAGUGCUGCAACGAUGUCAACCAGGAGAGAUUCGCUCCCGAGCUGCAGCCGGAGUUGGCCCUCCGAUUGGCCGCCCUCCACAUGCACCAGCACGCCCUGGCCAACAACUUUGCUCCCGCCAAGCUCACCGUCAAACUGGUCGAACGCGAGUUCGGGCUGGAGCGGUUUGUACCAGUGAGUCUGUUCGAGGGCAUGAAGCGGAAGGAACUGCGACGGCUGAUUUCACACUUCCUGAAGCUCAACGCCGAGAUGACGGGAUCCUCCAGCAAGGUUCUCACACAGCUGCAGGCCAAACUGCAUUAUCUAGAUAUAAUCGCUAGCUUACCAAGCUAUGGAGCCAAAUGUUUCAGCACAAACCAAAGAGAGGGCGUCGAGCGCGUCCUGCUGGUGAGUCCGCGUUUUGGACUCAGCCAGAUAUCCAGUGCCCGCAAUUCGGUGCCCCAACCCAUUUCCGCCAUCGAGGACUUCACCCAUGUGGUGGUUAAUCGCGAGGACGAUGUGACCUGCAGCGUAUCCAUAUUCAUGCUGGGCGAUCGAGCUGUGAAGUUCAUCAUGGAGGAUCGGGAUGGCUGCGAGUUCAGUCUGGUCCUCGGCGGCUACUAUCGACUGCUAACAGGCAACAUGCUGAAUAUCCUGCGAGAGCGGGAUCCCAAUGACGAGGACAACUCGCCCGGCUUUCUGUCCCAGCACACAGUGCUGCCGGCGGGAUGGAGCUACCUGCUUCCCUUCCACACUCGAGCGCACAGCGUCAACUUCCUGAUGGCGCCGCCCUACCAUCCGCUGGUCCAACGGGGUCAGCUGCAGCAGCAGUCCUCCGUUCAGGCGCCUCCGUCGCUGCCCUACGCCAUGGAUCUGGAUCUGCACAGUGUGAUGGCCACCGAGCUGCUGGAGGAGGCAGCCAAGGAUUCGGGUCUGAGCGACAGCAGUGGCAGCAACUACUGCGAAGGACGCAGUCACUCGGGCAGCCAAAAGUUGGAGGCCAAGAACGAGCAGGUCUUGAGGAGGGUGCAGGAGCUGCAGCAUCUGGUCCAGACCUCCGAGCAAUAUUUGAGUGAACAGGAGCAGGGCGGUGGGUGCGGAGGUGGAGGCGGAGGAGGCGUGGCCAUGCUGGAAUUCGACUCGGAUUGCGAUAGUCUCAACAGCAGUAAGGUUUCCUCGACAGAGGAAUCGCAGGGAGGACUAAUUUUGGGUCCAGGAGUGGCCAUUCCGGCAGGACAUCCUCUAAAACACAGUGAUUCGCUCACACUACUGGCGGAGACGAUCAACCACGAACUAAGUGGCAUAACCCAAGGAUUGAAUGCCAUUCCAGAAACCGCACCAGUUUCCACAUCCGCUCCUGCAACCCCAGCCACGCCCAAGCGGAAGCCCAGUCUGUGCAGCACUUCCAGUCCGAGACCGCAGAGGAAGCUCAAUGGCUUCAGUCAGCUGUUGAGUGAUUUGCAGGCCUUGGGAACGGAUUUCUCGCAGAGCGAGAGUGAUUCGGAGUCGGUGGCCUCUCCGGCUCAAUCGCCGACGGCCAGGAGGCCGCAGAUGAUGCUGCUCCAGGCGGCAGGAUCAAUGGGAACGGGCCAAGCAACAGGGCCAGCCAAACAGCAGCUCUCCCAGAGGAGCAGUUUCGGGCUGCACAGUCCCGAUGGCACGCAUUUCGGUGCCGAGACCAAGGACUACAACCUUCGGGAGUAUCUGCAGCAGCUGAAGGAGAUUAGCAAUGCGGCAGAUGCGGAUACAGAUGUGGCUGCCCGUCAGCUAUCCGAGAUUUAUGGUUUCGAAGUGAGGGAGGACACCUUCAUAGAAACCGAUACGGAUCUAAUAGAUCUACGUGCCAUUCCGCCACCUCAGACGCCCGAUGAGCUGGACUCCCUGUCCCUGAUGAAUGCGGCUCCCCCCAAAGGAUUCGAGGGCAAGGCCGAGGAGCUGGACAGUUUCCUGCAGCAGAUAAUGGUGGCACCACCCACCCAGAAGGCCACACCCGCCAAGGAGCUCACACCCGAGGAGAUUAUGUCCUUUAUAAUACCACCACCCCCGAAUCUGGAGCAGCAGCAAGUGGUGAGUGCGCCCGUGACCAUGGAAACGGAGUGCCUGUACAGCAAUUCGGUUCAGGCGAAGAGGGAGUUCUUCCAAUCGGUGGCCAAUGGAAACAAUGGCAGCAGUAGUCACUCGCCCCACGUAAUUGAAUAUGCCACCGUGGAGAGGAAGAGCAAGUUCAGCUGCUGUCCCACCAGCAAAAAGGAGGAGCUGCCGGAUCCAGAGGAAUUGCAACCACCGCCCAGGACACCCACCUCCGAGCAGCUGUCGCCUCCGCCGGUGAGACCACCGAAAAGUGCGGAACUACUGCAGCGUUACUCGCCCAAGAAGCAGGUGAGGAUUGCGGGCAGCCCAGUGAUGCAGCCGCAGGAGCGGCGGGAACUGGGCUCCCCACAACUGCCCCCGAGGGGAAGUCCCACGCCGGACGGCAACCAGAGCAAUCCCACAAACCUGGUGAGUGGCCCCAAGAAACCCCCGCUGCCGCCGAUCGCAAAUCGCCCGCGUCCCCAGAACGGGGUGAAUCCUUCUCCAACCACAUCAUCACCCGGAUCUGCACCACCUGCCCACUACUCACCACCCAUACCGGCCACCGUUCGUCUGCCCCACUUGAACCAGACCAAUGGAACCCUCCCCAUGCUCCCCAAGAAACCGCAGCAGCUGCAUGGCGAGAAGUUGUUCAUCAAGAAUGGUCACCUAAUUGAUGGCGAGGCGCUGUUGGGCAAAACGGACGUGGCCAUGGCCGGACUGCUGAUCAAGUUGGACCAGGUGGCCGCCCAGUGUUCGGUGGCCCAGGCGGCGGGAGGAGGCACCUCCAUCGACGAGGAGAAGUUCCAGCGGGCCAGGAACGAGCUAACCGAGCAGACCUUGGCCCUGGUGACUGCUAGUAAAUUCCUGGUGGCCUCCAUGUCGGACAUGACACUGAUUACGUUGCCCGAGCACCUGACCUCCUGUCUGACUGCGAUUCGGAGGAUCACCGAGCUGGCCCAGGAUAUGACCAGACACACCUCGGCACCGCUGCAAACGCGGAAUAUAGUGCUCAAGGUGCACGAUGUGGCCAGCAGUUUCAGGGAGUUGGUGGGCGUGGAGAUCGGACCCAUUGGGGCAGGACAAUUGGCCCUGCAGGCCGAGUGUCUGGCCAAUGUCCUGGCCACUCUGUUGCGAUCCCUGCGCGUAUUUUCCCCAUAACCCAGAGAGAUGGAGGGAGAAGCAAACGGAGCUGCGGCAACGGAGAACGGAAGUGGAGACCCAGAUGGCAGCCCAUCCAAUCCCGACAUAUCGCACGCUCGUCUGUCUAUGUGUAAAUCCCCCUACACCACCUACGUCUAGAUUUGUGCAUCGAACCCCAAACAUAUGCACCCACAAAUACGACUAUGUCCUAAAAUACAGUGUCUCUCGAAACUAAUUUACAGGUUAAGGGCCGCGUCAGAGAGUCGAUGGUCUGAUGGUUCUGUAGGCUUAGCCACGCUUAAUACUCACCUGCGACUAAUAUCGAAACUGGAAUGUGGAAGCUCAAACGAGGAGAUCGUAGACGUUAUGGUGGAUUGUACUAGUUGGUGUUAGGGAUAGAAUUUAACAAUUUACAUAUCACAUCGUAUUGUGAGAAAAAGCUAAAGUUGCAUAUCUGAAUUUGUAGGAUUUGAGCCUAUUGAGAGAAAACUUGCUUACAAAGAAGAUAUAAGUAGACUUUUUUUUUGUGUUUUCUAGGCAUUUAUGAUUUCCUUUUUAUUAUAGGCUUUUUUAUAAUAAAAAAACCAUGCAAUCAGAUCAUUUUCCAAUGUUGGAAUUAUUAAAAAACUUAUUGUAGGUUCAUUUAAAAAUAACUUACAUUUUUAUUAUUCAGUUUAAGCUGAAAAGGGUUACUUUAAUUUACCUUUUUAUGUGAGGUCAUUUAAAAAUGUUUUAAGUUUUUGUGUGCCUUACGAAAUUUGUUAAUUUUUUUUCCACCUAAGCUCUAUAUAAUCCUAAGUACCAUAUCGAAAAAUAUAUCCCUUACCGCUAAGUGAAGGCCACCACAUCGCUACGAUCUUCAAAUAAAAUAUUUCUUAAAUAUAAAGACGAUUUAUAAUUCUAAACAAACAAACAAAAAUCUCUCAACAUUAACGCAUGCAACUAACUCGAAUUUCUAUGUAAUCUCCUAAAAAUCAACUAUUUUAACUAUAUUUAUACAAAUAUCACUCUCGAAUCGUUAGUACUGCUCUGUAUACCAAACCAAUUUAAUGGAACACCAUGACUUGAUUAUCUAGACCAAUUUAUAUGAGAAAUCUAACGGAAAUAUGUUUAUUAAAUUAUGGUAUUAGUAUAUUUUCUUAUGUAAAUAAUUUACACACAUACCUAAUAUCAUAUAUAUACAAGUACUAUAAAUAUUAUAAUAAAAUUGACCAAACAAUAAUCAAAAUUUUAACUUGUGAUAUAAAAAAUGGUAAAAGUAAAAAUAAAAAAAAAUUAAUUAUUGAAAAUAGACUUUUACAUUUUCUUUGUUUAACAGCAAAUGUUUUAACAUGAUUAUUUUAUAUAUUCGUUGUUGUUAAAAAACGAUCAACUUUUUUGUUAUUGUUUAUGUGUCAUACCUUUUGUUGUAGUUGUUGGUGAAGUACAAGAAUGCGCACUAAGUUGUAGCUUUAACUAAUUAUUGAAUACAAUUAAUUAUUAAUCAAGGGAAGCAGAAAAUCAAGAAUAAUCCGUUUAAUAUAUAACUAAUCGAUGAACAAUUGUUUUCAUUUUGUUGAAAAUUUUCUGUUGAAUCAAGCACACACAUAUGCAUAAUAAACAUAACCAUAUAAAAUAUAUACAAACAAGAAAUAUACAAAUAUGAACUAAAAUAAUAAUACAUAUUAAGUAAAACAUAAUCAAAUGUACAAUGUAAAACAAUGUAACUGUUUAUGAUUUAAUGAGAAAAAAAAAAACAAAAAUGCAUAUGAAAUUGUAUGGAAUAAAUUCAAUAAAUAAACCAAAGUAAAAUAAAAAUCCGCAUGAUCGAUG
Molecule: messenger RNA, 6814 nt
Organism: Drosophila rhopaloa
Lineage: Eukaryota; Metazoa; Arthropoda; Insecta; Diptera; Drosophilidae
Biological process (GO): signal transduction
Cellular component (GO): cytoskeleton
Molecular function (GO): protein binding
Source: RefSeq, a predicted model, not a curated record